UUAGCUGUUCAAUACGCGUAAAAUCUACGUAUCCGUAUCUGAACCCACUUCCCACGAUCCCGCCUCCUGCGACUAGCUCCCUCGAAUCCCGAAACCCUAGCUCCCGUCGCCAUGGCGGCCGCCGACUCCGUCGUCUUGGACCGCGACGACAAGGGGAACCCUCGCGCGCUCCGCCUCUUCGCCGCGCUCGUCGAGGCCGAGUCUCGCCACUUCGCCUCCGCCGCCUCCUUGCCCUCCAAGAACAACCUCAUCCUGGCUUUCCGCGGCGGCGACACCCCAACCGUCGCGAUCGCCGACUACCUGGAGCGCAUCCAGCGCAACCUACACUGCGAGAGCGUCAUCUUCGUCCUGGCGGCCGUUUACUUGGCGCGGUUCGUCCGCAGCCGCACCGCGCGCGAGGCGGGGCUCCUCGUCGAGCCGGCCACGGCGCACCGCCUCGUCUCCGUCGCGCUCCUCCUCGCCGCCAAGUUCUCCAGCCCCAACUACGCCCCCAACAGCCCCAAGGUGAUCCCGGUAUGUUCUAACCAACGAAUCCUGGCGAGUGAAUUCGCCGGGCUGGAGGUGUCGUUCCUCCGUGCCAUCGACUACCGCCUCCUCGUCACCGAGGAACAGUUCCUGCGGUAUUGCGGUCACCUGGAGCGCGGCCCGAUGGCUGGCGGAUGCUGCGGCGGCAGGAAGAGGAAGUCAACUUCCACCAGAGAAGGGGACAAGGCCCGCAACGUCCAAGCCUGCCAGAAGCCUGCCAUGGCAUCUUAGGAUUUCGAUUUGGAUUCCAUUUCUUCCUGUCAUAUGCAUCAUUCCGUAUAAUUAGUUCUCGCAUUGCAUUAUUGGUUAAUCUUCUAUCUUUUCUCUGCAGGGUACUUUCAAGGAUUUCGAUUUGGAUUCCAUUUCUUCAUGUCGCUUGCAUCAUUCCUUAUAAUUAGUUCUCGCAUUGCAUUAUUGGUUAUUCUUUUUAUCUUUUCUCUGCAGGCUACUUUGAACUGGGAAUGGGAGCCUGAGAGGUGUUAGGUUUAAUUUGCUCGCUUAGUUGGAAGAAUAAAGAAAGCCGGAAAUGAAGAACGGCAAGAUUUGAGCCCGAAAGUUUCAGUUUAGGUCUUAGUUUUAAGUUCCUAGCUUAGGUCUUCGGUAAAUUUUUGCUUGAAACAGUUGUAAUUCUAGUCUUCUAGUACUCUUACGGAACAAUAUCCAGUACAAGAGUCCUAUGACUAGAUCUUAUGUAAUAUUUCAAGUUAUAAGAAAGUAGUAGAGUAAUAAUAUUUUUUAUGGUCAUUCGUAGCCGCC
Brachypodium distachyon (stiff brome) is the source of this 1281-nucleotide messenger RNA. RefSeq names its product cyclin-P4-1. Gene Ontology annotation, biological process: regulation of cyclin-dependent protein serine/threonine kinase activity. The transcript has a single exon. Gene Ontology annotation, molecular function: protein kinase binding. The coding region runs from base 112 to 756 and encodes 214 amino acids. NCBI's taxonomy places the organism in Eukaryota, Viridiplantae, Streptophyta, Magnoliopsida, Poales, Poaceae. The record is from RefSeq and is a predicted model, not a curated record.